GGGAGUAUUACUUAUUUCCUAAACUGUAUAAUAAGAGCAUUUGGCCUCUUAAACUCUCCCUCUGUAGCUAGAGGCCAACUCUGUUUCUUAAGAUUGAAUGAAAGUUUGGUAGUUUGCUCAAAUUUUUUUUUGCAGUAAACUGACAUAGAAAAGACAAGGAUGAUAAGAGCAUAAAUUAGAAAGAGAAAUUGCUUCAAAUACAAUAAGCUGGAUAUCACCUUUUAAAAAUACAUUUAAUCAAAAAGAUUCUAAUAUUUGAGUUUAGGAUUUAAUAUUGUUUAGAGUUUAGUAUUUAGUGGUUGAAUUUUAUUGAAAUCAUAUAAAACUUUAAAUUAAUUAAAAGUAAAACAAAAAAGUAAUAUGUGUGAAUAACAGUAAAUAUCAAUCGGUAGUAUUUUCUAAAUUGUAUAUACAUUCACGACAAAGUUACUGACAUUGUAGAGUAAAUACUUGUGACUGGCAAAUACUUGUGAACUUUAUGGUUUUGUAGCUUCUUUGACUUGAAUGUAUAUACAAUUUAUAUUUUAAUCUGAUAGAUGCAUGUUAUGGUUUAGUGAAUAUUUGCAAGUUAAUUUACAGUUUCCCUAAAGUCUUGAGGAUUUUUUCUGUGUUUACCUUAAAAAUACAAUUGCUACUUGUAAAUUAAGUUGUAAGAAAAUCACUAAAUUAACUAGUUUGAUAUUAAUGUUAAAAAACAACAACAACUAGUGUGAUAUUAUUUUUCUGAAAAAUAAUAUUUGCACUACUACUGUAUAUAAAAAGCUGACGUUGGUAACACACAUAGCUCAUGAUAUAAUAAUAAUAUACAGAAGUUACAUAGUUUUUGUCUUCUUUUUCUUCUAUAUCUAUGAGCCAUUUGGUAAAAUUUGAAAUGAAUUUGUUGGAAGAAAAGAAAAUGCAUGCGCUUUUCUCUCGCAGGUUCGUCGUUGGCUCUUCUUCUUCUUGGCAGCUAACUAAAUCUCACUGGAGCCAGAGCCGCCAUAUACUGAGCCAUCCUCUUCCUUCUGGCCUCGCUUCUUCAUUUUCAUCAUCUUCAGUAACCCGCUUUGUUCCAUCUCUUCUGUCGCUGUCGGAGAAAGCUCAAGGGUCCGGAAGUCUGUUGGAAGCUAGAGCUGGGUUCUUCGAUCCUCAGCUUCUUCCUAAGCCUUGGGUUUUCACUGGCUUUCAAAAACGUGGAUGGAAGUCUUGGUUUAAUGGAGCUAAUGGUGCUGUUUUCGGGUUGAUAAUAGCCAAUGUUGCUGUAUUAACUAUGUGGAAGACUUCAGACCCGCAAUGGAUGUCAAAAAAUUUUGUGCUAUCAUCGUACACCUUUAUGUCAGGACGAAUACACACGCUGAUAACUUCGGGGUUCAGUAAUGUUGGAACCAGUCAACUCAUCGUUAACAUGAUUGGACUCUACUACUUUGGAACCAGCAUCGCAAGAACCUUGGGACCGGUUUACCUUUUGAAGCUGUACUUUGCUGGAACACUUGCUGGCUCUCUUCUCUUCGUAAGUGUGCAUGGUGUAAUGGCAAUACUCAAGAGCCAAGGUGUUUCCUACAAGGGUCAAUCAAAACCCAUUGGAAUGCUGGUAUGUUUCUUUUAUUCAUACAGAGCCAAGGAGUUUCCUUGCUCUCAAAUCGUGCUAGGUCCACAGAUAAGUAACAUUUUAACAUUGAUAUUUUUUUUCCGAAUAAUAUUUACCUUCUAUAUUGGUUGUUCAAUCAUACAGAGCUACAUGGUUUCAUUCAAGGAUCAAUCAAAACUCACCCUUUUACUGGGUGCAGAGGGACCUUUAUAUGCCAUUACACUACUUGAUAUCUUCCUCUACCCUAAAGUUACUACAUACUUUGCGUUUAUAUUCCGAGUACCCAUAAUGAUGGUAAGGAACUCUUUACAUAGUCAUCAUAAUGAGAAUGAAAACUCUUCUCUACUAAUUACUCUCACUCUUCAAUACUCAGGGAAUCUUAGCCCUAGGACAAGACUUGGUAAAGGUGCUAGAGGGGAAGAAGAAGAGUCUCACCAUUGCCUCGAUUCACAUGGGAGGAGGAGCUAUGGUUGCAGCCAUUGCAUGGAGGCAGAUUAGGAAAGGUCGAUUCUACUAUUGAUUGGUUUCAUUACUGGUCCAUGAAGGAUUUGCUGUAAAUGACUCAAUUAAUAAGAGCAUCCCAAACCCAUAACACUAUUUUAGUGUCAAAAUCACACUAUUUUAAUGUAAUUUCAACAUUAAAAAAAAGUUCUUCUCCAACCAUAACACUAAACUUCACACUAAAAGUUAUUUUAUAAUAUUAUAUGUAUUUAUGUUUUUAUUUAUCAUUUAUUUAAUUGUCUAUUUUAUUAAUAAAAUAAGUGAAUAGUAUUUUUUUUUGCAUCAAGUGAAUAGUGUUUAAGUGGGAUGAAUAGUGUUUUAGUGUGGUGAAUAGUGUCACACCAAAUUUGGUGUGAAAUUAUAGUAUUGCACUACAAUGGUGUGAUUUUUAAUGUUGGGUUAAAGAAAAUUUUUGUGUCAAAAUCACACUAAAAUAAUGUUUUGGAGUUGGGUUUGAGAUGACCAUUCACAUUGGUUAAAAUUAACAUUGUGAGACAAUUAUUAUUGCCAUUGACAUUUUGGACAAUGACAUUAAUUUAGGCCAAUAACCCAAGUCCAAUCGAUGUCAAUAAAGAAGAUUUUAUUGAACAAACAAGUCCCAUCAUUGCAGUAAAGUUUAUAAAAGAAACGAAAAACAGAAAAUUUAAUGUGCAGUUAAUAUGGUAGACACCGACAUCGUCUUCUAGCGAUAAAGAGAGAGAAGAGAGAGAUCUGGUUUUCCGGCCGACGGAGGGGCUUCCACAGUCACCGUCGGUCCGGCGUUGUGUUUUCUCUACCGUGUUGAUUUCUUUGCUCUGUUUGAUGUGUUUGGUUUUGAGAGGUAGGGAGCGUUUUUUCUCCUUUUAGCUUGGUUUUCUGGGAGGUAGAGGCUUAUAUAGCUCUGCUGUCGUCGGAUCUUGUUCCCGGGAGGUGGAGGCUCUCUUAGCUCUGCGUCGCCGGCAUCUGUGGCCUUUGUCCAUGAAGGCGUUUGGUGGGUUGGCUCUGCAGGAGUCGUUGUAGUCGGCUCGGGGUGUCCCGAAAGAUGGAGACGGUGGUUCUAGAGAUUUGGGUUUCAUUUCACUUUUCUUGUGUGCUUGGUGGUCAGAUGAGAUCUCGAUGUUUGAUGAGCUCUCUGACAGUCUGAAGAUGGUUCUAGUAUGGCGGCUUCGUUUGGGUUAAGGAUGAGAUCUCGAUCAAAAUCGAUUGAUGCUCUCCGUUAGAAGAAGCGAGAAUGAUGAAGUGGUAUGCGGCGGAUAAGAUUUCGAUUCGGUCGGUGAAAGUUCUCCGUGGAUCGGAAGGUUAAGAGUUCGCGAUGUGGUUCUAGGUCCGGUGGGAUCCGGUGAAGCUGCAGAGUUUGCGUGGCCGUGUCAGUGGCGGCACCCGUCUGCUAGGGUUUCUGUUUUGUUGGGCUUUAAGCCCGUAGUUUGUUAGCGGCCCGUUUGUUUUGGGCUUUUUCUUUUUUUGUUGUUGUUGAUUUGGUGGGCUUUGUCCCUGGGCUUGGCCCGUUUAUAAUAAUAUCGUUGGGAAAAAAAAAAAAUAUGGUAGACACCAUCAGAGUGUCGCUAAUUACUCACUGGACAGAGUUAACGCUUGCGGAAAAUAAAAUUACUCAUUGGAUUUAACCGCAAACGCGAAAAAGCUCCGUUCGUCACGUUUGCGGUUGCCAUCGUUAAGAACCCAAAACAGAGAAAGCACCUUUUAUCCUCUGCAUCGCCG
Brassica rapa (field mustard) is the source of this 3763-nucleotide messenger RNA. RefSeq names its product rhomboid-like protein 16, chloroplastic. Gene Ontology annotation, molecular function: serine-type endopeptidase activity. NCBI's taxonomy places the organism in Eukaryota, Viridiplantae, Streptophyta, Magnoliopsida, Brassicales, Brassicaceae. Gene Ontology annotation, cellular component: membrane. The record is from RefSeq and is a predicted model, not a curated record.